AUGCCGCUCAUCGUCCACCACCUCGGCAUCUCCCAAUCGGAGAGAAUCCCCUUCCUCUGCGAAGAGCUCGGCAUCGAAUACCGGCUCGUGGUCUACAAGCGCGCCCCCAAGCACGCCCCCCCCGAAUACAAGGUGCUCCACCCGCAGGGGACCGCGCCCGUCAUCCAGGACGGCGAGGUGACGCUGGCCGAGAGCGGCGCCUGCAUGGAGUACAUCGGCCGCAAGCACGGCGGCGGCAGGCUCUGGGUCGAGCCCGCGGACGAGGCCUACGCGCACUUCAUCUACUGGUGGCACUGGGCCAACGGCACGUUCCAGCCCACCAUCGGGCGGGUGAUGAUGUGUCGCGCGGCGGGCCUGCCGGCCGGGCACUGGCUGCUCGCCAUGGCGGACGACCAGCUCCGGGCGGCGCUGGACGAGCUGGACAAGAGGCUGGCGGACAACGCGUGGCUGGCGGGCCGGCAGUUCAGCGCGGCCGACAUCAUGCUCAUGUUCUCGCUGACGACGAUGCGGUACUGGACCCCGUACAGCCUGGCGGCGCACGCCAACGUGCUCGCCUAUGUCGAGAGGGUGAGCCGGCGGGACGCGUACCGGCGGGCGAUGCGCAAGUGCGACCCGGACAUGGAGCCGCUGCUGGGGCCUGAUGCGCCAGAGUCGCUGUAUUUCAAGUAG
Ustilaginoidea virens is the source of this 669-nucleotide messenger RNA. RefSeq lists its product as uncharacterized. NCBI's taxonomy places the organism in Eukaryota, Fungi, Ascomycota, Sordariomycetes, Hypocreales, Clavicipitaceae. The record is from RefSeq and is a predicted model, not a curated record. The transcript has a single exon. The coding region runs from base 1 to 669 and encodes 222 amino acids.